This is a messenger RNA of Eutrema salsugineum, 1389 nucleotides long. Its product is annotated as GDSL esterase/lipase At2g27360-like. The record is from RefSeq and is a predicted model, not a curated record. Gene Ontology annotation, molecular function: hydrolase activity, acting on ester bonds. The coding region runs from base 43 to 1242 and encodes 399 amino acids. The transcript is spliced from 5 exons. NCBI's taxonomy places the organism in Eukaryota, Viridiplantae, Streptophyta, Magnoliopsida, Brassicales, Brassicaceae.
AAAGAAAGAAAGAUAGAUAGAAAGGCACUCCAAACCUCUCACAUGGCGUAUCAGUCUCUAGAUUCUCAUGUGCUGAUAAAGCUGGUGAGCUUCUUUUUAUCUACUCUUCUAGUGGUCACCACCGUGAGAUCGGAAACGAAAUGUCGCAGUUUCGAGUCGAUCAUCAGUUUCGGAGAUUCGAUAGCCGACACCGGAAACUUGAUCGGUCUCUCUUCUCCUAACCAACUCCCUGAAUCGGCGUUUCCUCCUUACGGAGAAACCUUCUUCCACCACCCUACCGGCCGUUUCUCCGAUGGCCGCCUUGUUAUCGACUUCAUCGCUGAAUUCUUAGGGUUUCCACAUGUGCCUCCUUUUUAUGGAUCGAAAAACGGAAACUUUGAGAAAGGGGUUAAUUUCGCGGUGGGAGCUGCAACGGCAUUAGAAAGUUCCUUUCUUGAGGAGAGAGGGAUUCAUUGUCCUUACGGAAACAUCAGCUUAGGAGUUCAGAUUCAGAGCUUCAAGGAGAGUUUACUAAACCUAUGUGGCUCGCCAUCAGAUUGUAGAGAUAUGAUUGGAAAUGCUUUGAUUCUCAUGGGAGAGAUUGGAGGGAAUGAUUAUAACUAUCCCUUCUUUGGUCGCAAAACCAUUGAAGAGAUCAAAGAGCUUGUUCCUCUUGUGAUCAAUACUAUUUCUUCAGCAAUCACGGAGUUGGUCGAUAUGGGAGGCAAAACAUUCCUAGUUCCCGGAAAUUUCCCUCUCGGAUGUUCUGUAAUCUAUUUGACAUUAUAUCAAACACCAAACAAGGAAGACUACGAUCCUCUAACCGGAUGUUUGACAUGGCUAAACGAGUUUUCAGAAUACCACAAUGAGAAGCUUCAAACAGAACUCAACAGACUCAGGAAGCUUUACCCUCAUGUCAACAUCAUAUACGGAGAUUACUACAACGCCCUGUUGCGCCUUAUCCAAGAACCAGCCAAAUUCGGGCUCAUGAGCAGACCUUUGCCCGUUUGUUGCGGUUCAGGAGGAACGUACAACUUCACAUUUGGUGUAAAAUGUGGGAGCAAAGGAGUUGGAUAUUGUGAUGAUCCUUCAAAGUAUGUGAAUUGGGAUGGUGUUCAUAUGACUGAGACUGCGUAUAGAUUGAUAGCUGAGGGAUUACUCAAAGGACCGUAUUCGAUUCCUCCUUUUGAUUGGUCCUGCCUCAGCUCUGAGAUUGAGAACAAGGAGUCAUUAGACACACAUCAUUCUUUGAUGAACAACUGAUACAUGCUUGUCUGAAAACUUUGAGAGACAAGAAAGAUAACAACUCCAGUGCUUGUGUUGGAUCCUGUAUUGUAUUGCAUUUUAUUAAAAAUCAUUGGGAAGUGUUUUCAGUGAAUAUAAUUCUAUGUAGAUUUAAUGUUAUGAAUA